Messenger RNA from Salmo salar (Atlantic salmon), 6340 nucleotides. RefSeq names its product TOG array regulator of axonemal microtubules protein 1. Lineage: Eukaryota; Metazoa; Chordata; Actinopteri; Salmoniformes; Salmonidae. Gene Ontology annotation, biological process: microtubule cytoskeleton organization. Gene Ontology annotation, molecular function: microtubule binding. The record is from RefSeq and is a predicted model, not a curated record. Gene Ontology annotation, cellular component: cytoplasmic microtubule; cilium.
AUUUAAUUGGCAGAUACAUAGACUGUAUUCUAAGGUUAAUUGUAUAAUUGGAUCUGAAGACCUGUGUAUUCAUAAAUUUCGAGUUGUCACGAAGGCAGCAUAAAUCCAACAACUCGCGUCACCAUGGAAGCGAUCGGUUUGUGUCAUGUUGUAUUCGCCAUUUUGAUGGUUCUAUGUGUGUGGGCUACGGCGAUGAAUGUCUCUACAUUGCAGCUAGCUAACUAGUUUUUAAACGUUCAGCAUAUAAUCUCAUACUGUUACAUACAUUUAACCGAAGAGAUCAUGGAGAUGUGUGCAACUUUUUUGUAUGCCGGACGUCAAAUUUGAACGACUAAUCGGAAUGCGAAGUCUGCAUUUUAUUCUGUUUUCUAACUUCACCAGCUAGCCACUAGGUUUCUUCUACUAAGCCGCAAUUCAAAGUCGUACGUUAGCUAAAAGCUAGCGAUGAUAUUGGAUUCUAUGGAAAUCAUACAUCUGAAGAGGUACUGGCAGCGACGUCGCCCUGACAAGCUAUUUCUGGACAUUGAAUGAUUCCUAGUUAUGCAGCUAGUUAGCUAUGUUAGCUAAGUUAGCUGAAAUAAAACAUGGGCUUUCAAAUACAACAUUCCACGUUGCCUUUUUUCGUCAUGGCUAUGUAGGGGAACGCACAGCAAGCUACAAGUGUUUUUAUUUUCACUCAACGUUGCUUUCACUGUUCACGUUCCAGUUGUCUCGUAGACUAGCACAAUGAACCGUUAUUAAUAAGAAACUGCAAAUGUCAAAUCGAACUACCAAGACAAGAUGCUGAGUCAAAGAAAAGGGCAAUAUUGUCAUAACAGAAAUGUGAUUGCUUCAUUAGAUUCUUCCCUUUGACCACAUCAAAAGGACCAUCAAUUAUGAUUUUUGGAUUGAUACCCCAGGAGUUACAUGAACAGCUCCUAGACCUAAAAAACUACCAAAAUCGAACAAAUGGUGUGGAAGAGCUGAAAAAAAUCCUCUUUGGAUUGGACUUGAAGCCAGUCCCCUCGGACAGUAUUGUGGAGUUUAUAUAUUUUCUCCACAGACUCCUAGAUGACACCAACUUCAAAGUAUUGUAUGGCACUUUACAGGUGAUAAACCUACUCAUCCAGAAAUUGGAUUACAACAUAGACAAAUAUUUCAAACAGAUAGUAUGUGUGGCUCUGAAAACCCUUGGAGACAACCGUGCUGUCACCAGGAAUGAGUACAUGAACGUGUUCAGGCAGUUGACUAGAAUUGUAGGGCCACAGAAAGUGUUAGACCUUGCCAUUGGACACCUGAGACACAAGAACUCCAGGGUCAGAGAGGAUGUCAUCAACAUCAUCACAGCAGCUAUGCUCACCCACCCCAAGAAGGACUUCAACAUCCCCAGCCUCUGCUUUGAAGUUGCACCAUACUUGGCGGACAGCAAGAAGAAGGUCCGCCAUGCAGCCCUAGAACUAUUUGCUGUUUUUGACCAUUGCCUUGACACAGGGAAAAAACAGCCCCUAAUGAAGGCUGUAGACAGAGUGGAGCUCAAUGGGGAUGUGGAGGGUCUUAUGGCAGCUGUUCAAGCAAGAAGAGCCAGGCACAUACUUCCCAGACUGUCCUCAGAUGGGAUGGUAGAAUACGCCCUUCUAAUCCCUAAAUCAGGACAACGACGGUCACCACAGUUUGGGUCAGGAGCUGACCUGGAGUGGGUGCUCAAUGGUGGGCGGAUCAGCAGUGCCAAGAGCAUCAGGACGGAACCAGACUCUGACAGGCUGUAUCAUGGUUAUGGAAGCUUGGGCUCCCUCAUUGAUGACCUUCCACUGCAGAGGAGAAUUGUCAGUGCAGGCAAAGGGAAGAACAAGCUUCCCUGGGAGAGGUCAAGCCUCCCUUCCACAGUGAACAUCCAGCCAUGCAGUAGCUCUAACGGAAAAUCCUCUGAUCAGGUCAUCAGUGAAGACUGCUUGUCCCUCUCCCGGAAGCUGACCCCGGAGACAUAUGUCCCCAGUUUUGGUUCUGCAGAGCCCCAUACGCCCCUGUCCUCUAGAAGGAGGGAAUCCCCGGGACGAUUGAGAAGGAGUGGGAGCCUUGACUUGGACCCUGACAUGUUCAAAUCGACCAACUUCUCUGACACAGAGGAAGUGGUACACAAGGCCCGUCUCCUCCCCGGGACCCCCGGCGUUGAGCGUACGUUCUCCCUCCCCUCGGCCCAGGGCAGCUUUCUACUGCCCUCCUACCCUCUGGCUACACUCCCCGGGGGCCUGCUGACCCCAACACUGUCCCGCCGCCACGCUGACUCCUCACUGUCUAUGUCCAACACCUGGCCCAACAAGAGAGAGAGCAGCCCCCACAGACUAGACCCCAGCUCCUGGAAAGACAUAUCAAGUGACUUCUCAUCCAGCAGGUGUUCUCCACGGCCUCUCCGUGCCUCUCUGGUGAGCUCCUCGUCUGCCUCGUCUUUCCGUCAGGCUCUGAGUGGGACGCGGACCGUGUUGCCUGUUUCCCGGUCUCCAGGCCUUCCCCUGCCAGAGCGGGGCCAGUCUCAGAAUGGCCAGCGGUUCAAUCCUCCAGCUCCAUCCAGCCUGCAGGACCAUCUGUCUGAGAGGAACCUGGAUCACCUCAGCCUGCAGGACCAAGACCAGGAGCAGGAAGAGGAGAACCUGGACCGGCAGGAGAUGCUGAACUCUCUGCGCUCCCUGCGCUGCAGUGCAGCUAAGAAGAAGGCCAAGGUGAGUCUGAGUGGCUCAGACCCUGACCCAGAUAGCCCAGACUCAGCCAUGAAACUGGAGCUGGCUCUGGACUCCCCCUCUCAAACCUCCCCCACUGUCACCAGCCCAGCUAGCAAGAGCGGCCUCUCCAGCAUCUACUCACCCCCAAACUCUACCCUCAACAGCAAAACCAGCCCUGGGAAUUCUGCCUCCUCUUCAGCAAAGCCUCACAUUGCUAGAGUGCCUUCUGCUAAGCUGAGGUCUUCUGUCUCCAUGGACGUCAGUGCCCUUCAAGGCUUUCCACUCCGGGAUAAAAUUAUUCCUGAAGUAAGUGUGAUUGGUCAAAGAGUUCCGUACUCGAACGGACCUAUGGAACCUGAGGAAGAGGACCGGACUAGAGAAUACUCUCCACCCUCAACUAGACCAGCCCUCCGGGAGCCAGUCGAAGCCCUGAGGUCUGCCAAAGGGUCCCAGAUCUACAGCAACAGGGACUCACCACUCACUGACAUACCUGAAGGUGUGGUUGGUAGAGGAGUGUUUGGCUUGGUGAUUCCGUCCAGCCGUCCAGGCGUUGCCAUGUCGAUGGAGCAGGGCGACUGUAUGACCAGGCUGCACAGUGACCCUCCAACUGGCAUCUACAGCCAUGCUGUCCUCAGCCACCACCUGGACCCCGACGACAGCCCAGACGCAGAGGAGGCCAGGGAAAAGGUGAGAACGUCUAGGUUUGCGCGGAACAAGAUGAGGCAGCAAGGAUUGGCGCAGCAGGAGGGCCAGCCUACCCUGGGAGAUUGUCAGAAAGCUGACAGGAUGCGCCUGCGCCUCAGACAGGGGCAAAAUGACCUGGCUACAGAAGAUACAGCAGCCAUUUCCAAAGACUUGCAUCUGAACGGUAGCACAGUGACGUCCACCAAGGCUGACUCUCUACCAGACGAGUGUCCCACCAGCCCUGCCAGCCCCCAGGGACCCCAGAGCCCGAUUAAAUGUUUCAGUCCCCCUCACCAGCCUAGCCCCCCCACGGUCCCUCCCAACCCCAGGAGCACCCUGGCCCGCCUGAGGAGGGCUCCCAGUUUCAGCAAUACACGGCCGUCCAUCUCACACAGCUCAGAUGAGUUGUCCCCAGGCACUCCCAGCCAGAAGAGUGACCUGACAGAGCAGCCUGAACUACGACCCUUCUCUAAACCUGAGCUAGCACUGACACAGAGCUUCACACUCCUCAACUCAGACGACUGGGAGAAGAAGAUUGAGGGGCUGACCUUUCUCCGUGGUCUGACACUGUACCAUUCGGACGUACUGCGGAACAGGCUGCAUGACGUCUGUCUCGCACUCAUCCAAGAGGUGAGGAACCUUCGGUCGGGUGUGUCCCGUGUUGCUGUUGGGGCGAUGGGUGAGCUCUACACCGCACUGCAGAAGGGGAUGGACCAGGAGCUGGAGGCCACUGCCAAGGCUCUGCUGCAGAAGGCCGGGGAGUCCAAUGCCUUCAUCAGGCAGAAUGUGGACGCAGCGCUGGACAGCAUGGUGCAACAUUGCACCCCCACCCGCAGCCUCAACGCCCUGCUCACCAGCGGCCUCAGUCACCUGAACUCAGUGGUGAGGAAGUGCGCAGGUCAUCACAUGGUCAACCUGAUGGAGAACAUUGGCGCUGCCCGCCUCCUAUCUGGAGGGAAAGACCUCACCGACCGAAUCCUACCUGCCGUCAUCAAGCUGUCACAAGACUCCUCCCAGGAAGCUAGGUACCAGGGACGCCGGAUGCUGCUGUUUCUGUCAUCGCACCCUGAUUUUGAUAAGAUGUUGGAGAAAUGUAUCCCUGCCAAAGACCUGGCUCCCAUCAGAGACACUGUCUUCAUACUGAAGACUAAGGGCCUGGGAGAGAUGCCCCAGGACACCCCGUCAGCCAGGGGCCGGCGUUCCCUCCCUGGCAGUGGCACAGUUAGGGCCUCAUCUGUCAGCAGGGAACCCCUCAAAGUGGUCAACAGGGAGUCUGGGCAGUACAGCGGCAGACCUCAAGCUCACAGCAUUGCAGACAAGACGGAGUACAUCAAGCAGCUCACAGCCUUGCUGGGUUCAAAGGACUUCAGAGAGCGCAUCAAAGGCAUCAACCAGCUAGUGGUGGACUGCGAGCAUAACCCCAACAUAGUUAUCGGCAGCAUCUUUCCGGUGUUUGAUGCCUUUAAGGCCAGACUGCAGGAGUCCAACAGUAAAGUCAACUUGUUCGCUCUGGAGUCUCUGCAGAAGAUCAUCACUGUGAUGAAGGAUAACCUUGCCCAGGUAGUCUACAUCCUGGUACCGGCCAUCGUGGACAAUCACCUCAACUCCAAGAACAACGCUAUCUACAGAGCUGCCAUUGGAGCCAUCCAUGCACUCAUCCAAAACCUUGAUAAAACCCUCCUCCUCCAGCCUUUCUGCACCAAGGCCCAGUUCCUGAGUGGCAAGGCUAAAGUGGAUCUCAUAGAGAAGGUUGCAGAUCUGGUGACAGAGCUAUAUCCUCGUAAGCCCCAGGUGGUGGAACAGAAGGUGUUACCCCUGCUGUGGCACCUCCUGGGCACAUCCAGCCACAGUGGCACCGUCCACGGCGGGGGCGGCAGCGUGCGGGGGGCCACUGCCAACCUGUGCCAAGCCCUUUACACCCACAUGGGGCCUGGGCUGGCAGAGUGCGCCGCCUCCCAGCAUGCCAAUGUCCACAAGGGCCUCAACGAGUUCCUGAGGACCCUCCCCUCCCCCUGAGGGCCCGUCAGAAAUCACAACCAAACCCCUCCAGACAGAAGAACAGAAACACUGACCUUACUUGAAGACAGAGAUGUUCUGCAUUUCUAAUAGUGCCUGCACUUUUUUUUACAUUAGAGUAUAGAAAGUCUUUUAAGAUGAGAGCCCUUAAAUCAACUCUCUUCUCAGCGAGUUAGGGUAUUCUUCAAUAAAGGAGCGCAGACAGGCAGACAGACUUCAGCUGUUGGCAUCAGGUCUUAUUCUCAACAACCUGCUUCUCUUUGCACUUUGAAGAAGUCGCUCACUGUCAUUAUAGUUGUCGUGUAUAUUGCAUUUGAUGUAUCGUAAUAUGAUUGUCGCCGUUUAUGAAUCUUAUUGUACGCUGAGACAACAUGACGAAGAAUGUACCAUUGAAAUGCACAAAAAGGAAACAGGACCCAAAUAUGUAUAUUUUUGCUGUUUCUUUAAAUGUAAUAUGUGAUAUUUCUAAGAUGUCUUAUGCAGUUGUUUUAAAGAUUUGUCAGUGAAGAUUAAUGAUUACAAAUGACUUUUGUUUAGCUCAAAUGUGUGAUUGCACAGUAUUAGCCUAAUUUGUAUGCUGUACAAUGUUGCAGUUUGUAAGUCCUAUUGUAACAAUUUGUUGAAGUGGUGUUUGUGACGUCUUAUUUUUGUUGUUGUUUUAUAACCAAAAUGUACUGACAGGGAAUCAAAAAAAAUACUUUUCUUAAAGAUUCUAUAUGUACACUGAUGCCUAAACCAACAAUACUGGGUGGGUAUAACGUUGAAACCAUUUAGCUUUAAACUAACAAUGAUACAGAGACAGUAAAGCCCAGGUCUGUGAUUCUGUUUCAGUAUAGUGCCAGUCUUGAAGUAGCCUUUCACAAUUCUGUUUAAAUUAUAUUAAACUUGUCUAUUAACGAGAGGAAAGACCGAGAUUGAUAUAUAAAUAAAGUGUUUAUUUCUGUAAA